UUGUAAAACUAAAAUUUACAACACGAUUUCAAAUUGUUACGGCUGAUUUUGGUAAAUCAGAGUAACCUUUAGAUAUUAAUAAAUGUCUUAAAUCAUUAGAAGUAAUAAAAACAAUAAAUGGUAAACCAUCCAAAGCUAUCAUUCGAGCCAAAACAUGAUCCAGUGUAUCACUCUUAAUAAAAUAAUCGACUAACUUUCGUUUAGCUGGUCGCGGUGACGAAUUUUCUUAUAUCGGUUCUCUAUGGGCAGGCCCAGUUAAUGAACAGUUGCCUUCAGAUACAACUUUAAAAUUAUGUUUUGAUAACAAAUGCGUGUGUAAACCUUUUGUUGAUCCACCCAACGUUUUUAAUACGGCUAAACAUCGUUUACAUUGCGCACUUUUUCCAUCGUUGGCGAUCAGGAAAUGAUUCCACGCUGACGAGGUAUCUGUAUCUUUUUUAUGUUUAGUAAAAACACUAAUACUCGACAUUUUAUAAUAAAAGUAUUAACACAGUAAAAUAAAAAAACCCGUGACCGUAUCGCUACGCGUUGUAUGAAACAGCGAACAGCUACUAAUUUGUUCAUACGUAUACCGAUCGGUCGUAAACUCGUAAUAAUCAUAUAAGUAUAAUCUCAUAAUACAAUUUUAUCUUAUCUUACAAAUACUUUGAUUUUAUAAAUCGAGUCACCAUUACAUAGUCCCGGGAAUCCCGGUAUUAAUUAUACUGGUCCCGGUAUUUUCGGUACCAAAAAGUAGUCGGGAUCCCGGGAUCCCGGGAUCUGGUAUCCCGGGAUUGUAAUCUCUACUUGCGACGCAUCAUCAUUGUACAAAGUUUUUUUGGUGUCGAAUUAUAAUUAUUAAAAUUUAAAAAUAUGAGAGACGAUCCCGAUUUUAAUAUACGUUUUGUCAGUAUUAUUGAAAAUAAUCUAAUGCUUUACGACCAUACUAUCUCAGAUUAUUGCAAUAAAUACGCUGUUGAUAGAACCUGGGAAAACGUUGCAAAACAGCUAUCUGAAUCUGAUAAUGUUGGAUUUGUUAUUAAACCUUUAUCUGGCAUUCAUACUAAAAAUGAAUGUUUUGUUGAAUCAGAAGAAACAAUUUUCACAAACUUAGAACCUGUACCACUGUCAACAUAUGGCUAUGGGGAUUUAAGUUUUACUUUUGAUUCAACACCUAUUGUAUGUCCUUCAACAUCAAAGUCUAACCCUGAAGUACAAGUAUGAGUUAUGAAGAACUAAAUUAUUCAAAUUUGGAAAAUGUUUUACUAACUGAAAAACAUUCAGCUGAACCAUUGCCUAGUACAUCUAGUGUUUGAGAAGUAAAUUCGCUAACAUUAAACACCAGAUAGUACCAGGAUUAAAGUUUUCAAAUGAUACCAAAGAUACAACAUUUUUAGAUCAGU
Molecule: messenger RNA, 1382 nt
Organism: Sipha flava (yellow sugarcane aphid)
Lineage: Eukaryota; Metazoa; Arthropoda; Insecta; Hemiptera; Aphididae
Exons: 4
Coding region: 853-1203 (116 amino acids)
Source: RefSeq, a predicted model, not a curated record